CUUCCUGUCCCCUUGAUCCACUGUUACCCAACACAAACACACCACUGUGGUUUCUAGAAACAAUUUUCUUAUGUAACUCCUCAGACAAACAAACAAAGCUAGUUUUCCAUGAAAAACUAAAAUAUGUAUAAUAAUGUAUAAGACACACAUUAACAAACACACAAACAAGUAUAAAACACUACAUGUGUAGCCUUGGUUACGGUACAUAUUGUUUUGUAUUUAUAUACAUUUAUGAGGCCCUUUUUCAGUUGCACAUAAUUACAAAUUAAGUUUAUUUAAUCUUCUUAUAGGCUAUUAAAUAUAAUAGUUCUGUGCAUUUCACAUUAUAUAGAGCAUAUUUAAUAUCUAAUAUCUUGACUAGCAAACUGAUAUAUGUCUAUAUGUAUAUAAAUAAUAUGGGUGAUUAUUAAUGUAAAUGUAUGUUUUAUAAAGUAUGAACUGUAACCCGUGUGUCACCCAGAGCCCAGAGAAUGCUACCUGUCAAGAUUCAGGGUUACACAUCAACAGUGACAUUUAGUAAUUGGUAAUAAAAGUAAUAUAAAAAUAUAGAAAUGGUAGAUGCUGCCUAUAUGGCCUAUGCUUGGCUCUGGUGCCAGUAUCCUACUUGAAUUAUAGUCUACAUUUACUUCAUUAGACCUGUUUUUCUUCUAUAUUUCUUGCCUGCACUGGUGCGUGUUAAUGUAUGCAUCAAUAAUAACGAUCCAUACAUAACUCUAGAACACUGCCAAUGACCAUUCUGCUAAUUUUAGUUUUAUUAGGUGAUAAAUCUGUGAGAGUGGAUGGUUGUUUAUCUCUAUAUGUGGCCCUGUGAUGGACUAUUAGACCUGUCCAGGAUGUACCCCGCCUAUCGCUCUGUCAGCUGAGAUUGGCACAGCAGCCCCUGUGACCCUCAUGUGGUGAGGUAGAAAAUGGAUGGAUGGAUAGCUGAUAAAUCUCCUGUACUCACCCAAAUAAUACAGUUUAAAACCAUAUACACUCCACAGUCACUUUAUUAGAAACACGGGACACCAAAUAAAGUGUCACAAGUGUCGCCGGGUGUGCUCUUCGCUAUUAACUCACACAUUCAUACAGCACAUCUAUGUGCAUCUCAUUUUCUUUCUUAUCAGAUCAGAUACACUCUGCCAACACAGCCAUCAGGAGCAAUGUGGGGUUGAGUGUCUCAAGUGUUUCAAGUUGAAAGAUGACUCGCUCUACCACUGAGCUACAUGUUGUGCAUGAGAAGCAUAACAGUACUUCUAUCAUUUAGAACCAUUUUGAACAUUCUCCUCUGACCUCUUGCAUCAACCAGGCCCUUUCACCCAGAGAAAUGCUGCUCAGUUGAUAUUUUCGCUCCUUUUGUCCAUUCUCUGUAAAACCCCAGAGUUGAUUAUGUGUGAAAAUAUUCAGACCUUUUUCCCAUCCUGAUUCUUGGUUUGAAGUUCAGUAGGUCAUCUUGUGCAUGUCUAUACUUCUAAGUGUAUUAAGUUGUUGAUAUGUGGUUGGCUAAUUGGAUUUUGCAUUAAUAAGCAGUUAAACAAGUGUACCUAACAUAGUGGACAGUGAGUUUAUAAGCAGGAUGUUGCCUGGACUAUUCCAAAAUUAUUCUUUGAUAACAAGUUGCCUGUACUUCACCGAUAACACACCUGUACCUAUAUGGUACUUUUUAUGAUUGGUUUAUAAAAUAUGUUUAGGUGUUAUAGAUUACAUUUUUAGAUCUACUUACAGAACACUAAUGGGGCCCAUUCUGUAAAAUUACUUUUAUACUUAUUUACUCACCCAAGUAGUAUUUUUUACAGUGUAAUGUUGUUACACUAUAAAACCAUAUAAUGAACUGUAUUACAAACAAAUCAAGUCAUUAUCCAUCCAUCGAAGGCAAUCUCUUUUAAAGAAUUCAAAUGUCUUUAAUAUAAUUGCAUGGUUAUGUUUAACGCCUUAAAAACAGUUGUUGGUGUUUGUUUUUUGAACAUGGCCAUGUCAUUAUAUUGAGGGCAUUGUAAUUGUCUAAAAGAGAGUAUACUGCAGUGAUCUCUGGAUUUGGUUCUACAAUCCCACCCAAAGAGCAACACAAACAAACUUGAUGUAAUUACCGGAAGCACUUAAGUUUUUAAAGGAUUACGGGGGUUUGACAAAAAAUAUUCUCCUCAUUGAGACCAGGGGUUUUACAAGGUUUGCAUUGCACUUUGCACUGCAGCAAGUUUUCGGAAUCAUUAUAAGAAACUUAUAUUCUGGGAAAAAGUAUUGUGAAAAAAAGCAGCAUGAGACAUGAAGGACAUUUCAUAGCUGAAAAGCACAGGUUUAGUUGCAUUAGGAAUGGCUUUGUUUAUUAGACUACCAGGCUCCUAUAAACUACAUGAAACCUCAGGCUAUUAGUUAUCUAUAUCUGGACAAAUGCUAUAUUAUUAUUUAUAACUUUAUACAUGUAUAAAGUUCAUGAUUCAGUAUAUUUUGAUUUAGAGCAGCACACAGACAAGCACAGAUAUACAAACCACAAACAUUAAGGUAGAGAAAGCACUCAAAGAGUUACAGUUACACUGGUGAUACACUCUAAAAAUGUAUAAUGAAAAAAUAAUAAUCUGUAAGUGCACAAAUGCUAACAAUGUGUAAACAUUCUGUGUUAAAUUAACAAACUACUGAUAUAAAUAUAUAGAUGCAAUAAUUAUAUAUUUUUAUAUUCAUAACCAACUUUUCAUUUGAAGACAAAUCUCAAAGUGCUACAAAGAUACAUAAAUUGUAUCAAUUUAAAAGCUUUAAAAAGCUAACAUACAUAUAUAAAAAUCAUAAGAAAGUAUAGGUAUAAAAGACACAUGAAAGACAGACCAUUCGUUUUUCUGAAACAGCUUCAUCUCCUCUAGACAGUGCAGAUACAAGUGAUCUGUUAUAGUGUAUGUUAAUUGCCAUUGUAGUUUCCCUCCUCUGCUGCAGGAGGCGCUGCAGGCAGCUACAACGUAAACACAGUUGUGGCUACAUAGAGGCGGCUAACACGGUGGCUAACACUGGUACAGAUUAGCUUGACAGUUGAAGAAGAGGACAUGGUUUCAUAUUUUUCGCUGUAUUGUUUUAACGAAUUAGAGCGUGACCACAACAGUUUCGCCACACAGGAGCAGUUUUCGGUUACCGUUUUUAUUUUAAGACAAAGCUGACACAAGGUAACAUAGCUUAGCUUAGCUUCCGUCCGUUGUAAAAGUAUGAAUUCUCUGGUUGGAUACGGGACGUCAUCUGAAUCUGACAGUGAUGGGGAUGAGGACACCAGUGGAUUUGGAUCUGUUAAGAAGGCCUGUGAUGAGGCGACAUCUGUCCAAAAGACCCGCAACUUCUUGCUGGAGUCUGGUUCAGCAUCCAGUAAUUCAGGCAGUGAGUCAGCACCAGAGGAAGGGGGUCCUGAAUCCUCCUCGUUCCCACUACAUCCCCUGCCAUCACCAGCAUCGUCUGCAGCCAGUCAACCCAGGCUUCCUGUUCCUUCCCUGGGCUCACUCAAUCUUUACAAACUGCCUCCUCCUCCUCUGAAUGCCUGCUCCGACAGCAGUGUGUUUGCAAACCCUUUCAAAGCUCAGGCAGACCAGAAGCUCAGUGCCUUGCAGAAACAUGUUCCUUUAACAAUGCAAGCCAAACCCUCCCAGAUAGGAGGCAAACGUGUGUGUGUGUCAUACAGGAAAGACGGACGGUGCAGGUUCGGGAUCAAAUGCAAGUUUGCGCAUGACAGUGACCUACAGAUGCCAGUCACUGCCGCUGAUGGUCAUCAUCUUCAUUCUCCCAUGGGUGAUGAAGCACCAUCAUCAGAACAUGAUGUGCCUAACACAAGUAGCUCAAGUGGAACUGGCUCCAAGAAGCCCACUGAGGAAAAGUCAGGAGGGCAACAGGUGAAGAAGAGGAAAGUUGGACUGAGCAACACUUUGAUUCCUCCUAAACGAGCAAUGAAGCAGUAUGCCAUGCUCAGGGACAGAGAGCGGGUCAGUAUGUCCUAAUGGAACACUGUAAUAUGAAUAGUAUGUAGUGCAGCUGAGGUAUGUUCUCUCUGUGUGCAUGUCUGUAGACUGAUUUGUGCUGUCUGUUAGUGAAACAGUCAGUGAAUUCCAAUUACGUUAUAUCUGGUAGUAACUUUCAUUGUGUAAAUAAUGUAACGUAAAAAAACCAUGUAAAAUAAAGACAUUUUAUCUUUGCACAAAUCCCAUAGGCAAUGAAUCCUUCUCAAAUAAGAAUUAAAUUGCAGUCUGUGCAAUUGACUAAUGGUGUUAUUCAAACUACUAUAAUAGAUUAAUAAACCUAAAUGUAUUCUCUCA
Messenger RNA from Solea solea (common sole), 4256 nucleotides. RefSeq lists its product as uncharacterized. The transcript has 2 exons. The record is from RefSeq and is a predicted model, not a curated record. Gene Ontology annotation, molecular function: metal ion binding. NCBI's taxonomy places the organism in Eukaryota, Metazoa, Chordata, Actinopteri, Pleuronectiformes, Soleidae. The coding region runs from base 3165 to 3941 and encodes 258 amino acids.